AUGGCACGCAAGAACCGACCUUCUGCGUCGCUUCCCACUACGCAGGCGACGCCCCCGAUUCGAUUUGCUCCUGAGGAUGAAAAGCGGGGCAAGAAGAAUAGCAAGGCCAAGGCUUGCAAGGGCAAGUCGAGCUGCGUCCUGACUCGUUGGCUUUUCCGCUUUGGUUUCGUGUACAUGAUCUAUGCGCUUCUGUGGCGAUGCUCCACUGAGCCGUUCUCGUUCACGUACAAGCCGGACCACGAGCUGCUAGUAUGCCGUGAGAUGUCGGCAUUCCAACAGCAUGUGUCCCCAGUUCUACACGAGUAUGCAACCGACGUCCACAAGAAACUCGACCCUUAUGUGGGCAAGUACAUGAACGCGGCCCACGGCGCAUGGACGAGUACGAAGCCGUUGGUGCACAAGUCGGCUAAGCAGGCUCACAGCUUGUACUGGUCGCAUGUUGAGCCGGGUGCGCGUGAACUGUACAAGCAGGUGUACAAGUGGUCCCUGCCGCACCAGCGCAAGGCGCAUGCAUACUACAAAAAGAACCUUCGUCCUCACGUGAAGAAGGCCAGCAAGACGAUGCAGCCGUACAUGCGCACGUACAACAAGGAUGUACACCCGCAUGUCCUUACGACAUGGUCGACGAUGCAGGAUCUGCAUGACAAGUCGUCGAAGUACUAUGUCAACACGGUGCACCCAUCCUUGAAGAGUACUUUGUACAAUGCUUAUGUGUACGUGCGCCACACGUUGUACCCGCUAGUUCACAAGCGUUACGUGAAGCAUGCUCAUCCGCACGUUACUAAGCUGCAAAAGCAGGCGAGUGCUGCUGUGGAUGAGGUGCUGACGAAUGUCAAGGACAAUGCCGUCGUCGACACUCUUUCCCAGAAAGUGCAGGAGACCUACGAGCAAGUCGAGAAAGUUGUGAGUAACUAA
Messenger RNA from Malassezia pachydermatis, 915 nucleotides. RefSeq lists its product as hypothetical. The record is from RefSeq and is a predicted model, not a curated record. Bases 1 to 915 code for a protein of 304 amino acids. The transcript has 3 exons. Lineage: Eukaryota; Fungi; Basidiomycota; Malasseziomycetes; Malasseziales; Malasseziaceae.